AUGCAUCUCCCAUUCCUCUCCCGCGUGCUAAUCCUCUCGCUCCUUCACAUCUCCACCAUCGCUACAGAACAUGUCCCGGCCCAAAGACCACUCCAAAGCAGCAACACUACGCCCUCGACCCAAGUGCACCGUGUCGCUAUCAUCGGUGCAGGUCCCGGUGGCUCCUCAGCUAGUUACCAUCUCGACAAGUUCUCCCGACUAUCCUCUCUCGAGCCUCCUCUCGACAUCACCAUCUUUGACACGAACCCAUACAUAGGUGGCCGCACCACGACCGUCAAUGCGUUGGACAACCCUCGGUAUCCUGUCGAGCUAGGUGCCAGCAUCUUCGUCGAGAUAAACUAUAUUUUGUACAAUGCAACGCGAGACUUUGACCUUACUCCCUCUUUCAAAAUCUACGAAGCCACACCCACUGCGAAAUACGAGCUGGGGAUCUGGGAUGGGACCAAGUUUGUCUUCACAGCCGUCAGGGAAGACAGCGACUCAUCUUCCUGGCGCGGAUGGUGGGACAUUGCAAAAUUAUUGUGGAAGUAUGGGCUCAGUCCCAUCCGCACACAGCGCGCAACAAGGGCAGCGAUCUCUUCCUUUCUGAAGUUCUACGAUGACUAUUUCCCUUUCGCGAGUCUACAAGAUGCUGUCAUGGCGACGGGGCUGGAUGCAUAUACAGGGGCAACGGGGAAAGAGGUGCUCAAGAACGCAGGUGUUAGCGAACAAUUCGCUCGCGAAAUCAUCCAAGCGAGCACCCGCGUGAAUUAUGCGAGUAACCUAGGUGGCAUUCAUGGACUGGAGACGCUUGUCUGUAUGGCCAUCGAAGGCGCGAUGGCCGUCCAUGGUGGCAAUUGGCAGAUAUUUGACACAAUGGUCAAACAUUCUGCACAAAGAGCGUUCCUGAACACUAGUGUGACGCAUGUUGAGCGGACGAGCAAGGGAACGUAUGCUCUGCAGACCACUAAUGAUGACAUGGCCGAGGAUGAUUUCGAGUUUGACACGGUCAUCCUCGCGGCGCCGUAUCAGUUUGCAAACAUCUCAUUCACGCCCAAGAUACUGGAUCCGCCAGUCAGGAUUCCUUAUGUAUCGUUGUAUGUUACGCUAUUCACGUCCCCACACAGGCUGGCGCCGGCGUACUUUGGUCUGAGCGAUGACAAACAAGACGAUGUGCCGAGUUCGGUCAUAACGACGUUGCCCGAGGAUUUGAACGAGCGCCUAGGCUCUCAACAUGGUGUUGAAGCUGUCGGUCCUUCGGGGUUCUGGUCAAUUAGCACAUUGAGAGUGUUGCACCCCGAAAGCGAUGGACUUUCUGCGGGUCCGAUCGGUGCUGUCAACGGUUCAAGUCAGGACGAUGAGGAGUCGACGCAAUACCUGUACAAGAUAUUCUCUCCUGCUCCGUUGACAGGAUCGUUCUUGUCUGAGCUUCUCGGGUUCGAGUACACGCCUCCGUCGGGAGAGGACGACAGUCUUGGCUCCCUCCCAAAGAAAGAUUUGAGUUGGUUGUAUGAGAAGGUGUGGCAUAGUUAUCCUUACGAAUUGCCUACGACGACCUUCUCGAAUUUCACGUUACAGAUGGAUGAGGGUGAGGGUGUGGGUUUGUACUACCUUUCUGGCAUGGAGAGUUUUAUUUCAACAAUGGAGACAUCGGCAUUGGCCGGGAUGAAUGUUGCAAAGUUGAUUGUUGAAGGGCUGCAUAGUCAUGAAAAUAGGUAA
Exophiala spinifera is the source of this 1698-nucleotide messenger RNA. RefSeq lists its product as uncharacterized. The transcript has a single exon. NCBI's taxonomy places the organism in Eukaryota, Fungi, Ascomycota, Eurotiomycetes, Chaetothyriales, Herpotrichiellaceae. The coding region runs from base 1 to 1698 and encodes 565 amino acids. The record is from RefSeq and is a predicted model, not a curated record. Gene Ontology annotation, biological process: prenylcysteine catabolic process; prenylated protein catabolic process. Gene Ontology annotation, molecular function: prenylcysteine oxidase activity.